This is a messenger RNA of Brachypodium distachyon (stiff brome), 1095 nucleotides long. Its product is annotated as dehydration-responsive element-binding protein 1H. The transcript has a single exon. Gene Ontology annotation, biological process: regulation of DNA-templated transcription. NCBI's taxonomy places the organism in Eukaryota, Viridiplantae, Streptophyta, Magnoliopsida, Poales, Poaceae. Gene Ontology annotation, molecular function: DNA binding; DNA-binding transcription factor activity. The coding region runs from base 190 to 960 and encodes 256 amino acids. The record is from RefSeq and is a predicted model, not a curated record.
GCCUUGUCAGUUGUCACCGGCCGGCUGCAUCCUCCUUCAACGCGUCACGCAAAGCUAUAAGAAGAGCAUACUCCACAUGACACCACACAACCACUAUAAACCCUUCAAGCUCAGCUCAACCGAUCUCCUCUCAGUACUCAGUCCUGAUCUCCUCACACACCACACGCCGGCAGCAAGCAAUCAACAGCCAUGGACGGCUCUUGCCAGUGGAUGAGCUUCACUUCUUCUUCCUCGUCCUCUUCCUCCUCGCAUAACGGCCAGGCCGGGGCGCCAUGGCCGCCGCCGCCGCCGAAGCGCCCAGCGGGGCGCACCAAGUUCAAGGAGACGCGCCACCCGGUGUACCACGGCGUGCGGCGCCGCGGCCGCGCCGGGCGCUGGGUGUGCGAGGUGCGCGUGCCCGGCACCGGCUCCUGCAACAAGAAGCGUGGCCAGCGGCUCUGGCUCGGCACGUACUUCAGCGCCGAGUGCGCCGCGCGCGCCCACGACGCCGCCAUGCUCAUGCUCCGCGCCGCGCCCGGCGCGCGCGUCCUCAACUUCCCGGACUCCGAGUGGCUCCUCGACGUGCCGAUCAUGGCGCUCCCGGCCGCCGCCGACCUCUCCUGCGUCCGGCGCGCCUCCGUCGCGGCCGUCGCCGACUUCCAGCGCCGCGAGCCCGCCGCCAAUGGCGCCGCCGCCGUCCUCGACCUCGAUGAGGCUGCGGUCUCCUGGGCGACGACGUCCUCCCAAUUAGCUCGUGCCAACAACAAUGGAGGAAUGCUCAUGUUUGAUUUUGAGGUGCCGGUUGCGGCAAUGGGCAGCGACGGCAUGUUCGAGCUCGAAGACAUCUGCGGCGAAACGGACCUAGACAUGUACUACACGGAACUCGCGGGGGGGCUGCUCAUGGAGCCGCCGCCGGACGCCGGGGCGUGCUGGGAAAGCCGAGACGCCGGAGCCGACGCCGACCUCUGGAGUUGUUACUGAGAUCGACGACAUAUGUACGUGUGUAUGUAUAUGUAUGUACCUUGAUUAAUUUGGCUCCAUGGAUGCACACAUGGACCAAAUUGAAUUAGCUGCCUGAUUUGGCAUGCAUAAUAAAAUAGAGGAACCUUACACGAA